AUGGACGACCUAGAGAAAGCGAUUUUAGCCAUCAGUUCUCCAUUAACUUCAUCUUCUGAUAAGCUGAAAGCGUUAGAGAUAUGUAAUUCCGCUAUUCUUUCCAAUAAUGGCUGGCAGAUUUGCCUUCAGUAUUUCAUUUUGAAAGAACAGGUAGAUGUAAGAUUUUGGUGUCUUGGAAGUCUUGUAAAAAUAGUGGAAGCGAAUAAAAUAAACACCUCUCUAGAAAGAGGUUUUAAUAUUGGUGAAGAAGAGCGCACUUCCCUACGUGACUCCAUUAUUCAAUAUCUUAAGGAAGGGAUGAGUAAAAGAGAUGAACCAAAAUACAUUCGUACAAGAUUAGCCGAGCUAUAUGUUAACCUCAUGUAUAUUGACUAUCCAGGGAAAUGGCCGUCGGCAGUGUAUGAUUUUGCUUCACUAGUUACUUUAAGGGAAUGGAUGCCUGACAUGUUUAUUCGAAUUCUUAAUGCUUUCGAUAAAAUCAUUGUCAAUGGCGAUAAUAUACAGAACUCUUCAGAUUUAGAUAUAAGAAGAAAUAUUAAAGAUAAAAUGCGUGAGAAUGGUGAUAUAACUUUGAUAUUUAAUACAUGGGGCUUAGUUAUAACAAAGUUUGAUAGUUUGACUACAUCCUAUAUUGGCGUAGAUAUACUAUCACGAUCUCUAACUGUAAUGCAGUCAUUUAUUAAUUGGAUUGACAUUUCUUAUGCAAUUAAUAAAGAUGUGUUAAAUAUAAUAUUUCACCUGUUAGACCCUGAGAAAUCUCCAGUAGUUGCUGAAGCACUGGAUUUUAUUGCUUCGAUUUUUAUGAAAGGUAUGAUACCUAACAUAAAGAUUAAGCUAUUCUUAGAUAUGCAUAUUGUAGAGCUGAUUCAGAGUCAUAUGCCUCUUGAUAUAUCAAAUAUCACAACCCAAAGGUUCUCUUCUAGUGUAGCACCAAAGUGGGGUCUAAUUCAGAACUAUGAUAUAAUUACUGCAAUUGAAAGAGACCCUUGCAAGAAUUCUUAUAAAAGUUUUUGCUCAUUCCUACUUAGCCUACGGGCCCGCUGCAUUUUGAGACUGUUAAAUGAACUAUUUCAAUCAACCAAAGCUUUGGCAAAAGAGCUGAAAACAAAUAAUUUGCCAAAUCGUGCAGAUUACUUGGAAACUUUUUCUCAAGCUCUAAGCAUUUUUGAGUUACUGAUACCGAUUUUAAGUGAAAUUUUGGCUAUUGAUGAUCUUAACUUUUUUGAUGUUAAAUCUGAUGCAUGCCGCCUUCUUAAUUCAUUUUUUUCAAGCCUAAAAUCAGAUAUAUAUAUUAAUGGACUUUCAGUAAAAUGGUAUAGUCAAGUAUUUCUUCGUCCUUUUUUAUACAAGUUGUUAUUUAAUGUGUUAAAGGUAUCUGAGAGAUCUGAACAGUUCUAUUAUUACAGAAAUGACAGUUAUGAGAUAUCAUCCGAAUUGGAAGAAGAUACUUCUAGCAACAUUUUGAAUACCCCAAAACUCUCCGAUGUAGGAAUGCUUUUUUCUUCUAUUCUUGAACUAGACUCAGGAUUGGUCUCCAAUUUUAUGGAAGUGAUUAUUGAACAAAUUUUGAGUGGAAUACAAUCACUUAGUUUUUCUCAAGUUGAUUCUGUUCUAUUUUUACUAUCAAAAUUUGGGUUUGCAAUAUUAACUGAGAGGAAACGCUAUUCAAGAGUUCGUAAUGUUCUGAACAGCCAAAAAUAUGCUGAAUUAAAUACAACUUUAGUUAACCGUUACACAAAGUUUGUAAGUGAGAUUCUGAAUUACCCUCCUAUAAUUGGCUUUUCCUGCAACUGCAAAGAUCCUGGUCAGAAUGGUCUACAUCCUGAAAUAUUUUUUCGUCGUUCUUUAUCUAGUAUAUUUCGGUACUUUUAUGAAAUAUUAGAUCUACCUAUCAACACUUUUUCUUUAACAAACCACCAAAUUAAUCGAGAUAUUGGGAAAAUAAUAGACAUUUUUCUUAGUGAAUAUGGAUUUUUGAAUCGUCAUCCUACUAUUUCACUUGAUGCAUCGAAAGAUAUACUGCAGAUUACUCGCUUGUAUAGUGGUUUACCAACUGAACUUUACACUAAAUAUAUUGAUGCACUACAGUCGCAUAAAGUUUUAAGAGGAAUUUUUUCUCUUGUAGAUAAUCUAGAUAAGUCUAACCCUCAAGUUCAAACAGCUGAUAGUCAUCUUCAUUCAAAAUCUUUAACAAUAUUAUGCGAAGCGUUAGGAAAUUUAUUAUAUAAUAGCUUUAAAGUCCAAAAUUCCAAUGUAGAUAAACAACACAUUACUGAGAAAUACGAAGAUAUGAUCAAGUCUUUAUUAGCAUGUGCUAUGAGAUUGCUAGAAUAUACUCCACCUGCAGGACCACUUAUUAAACAGUAUUUGAUUAACUGGCAAUACUCAAUGGAGAUAAUCUAUAUGAUAGUGUGUAUAGCUGAUGGAAUGGCUGAAUUUACUCCAUAUUUAAAACAUAUGUGGAGUGCUACUUUAAAUAUCAUAAUACUACUACUAAGUAAACCUCAUAUUGGAUUCAUAAAUAACAGGUGGCAGUUACCAGUUUUAGCACCAGUUCAUCGUCUUGCUCGUAGUAUUAGUACUGAAAUAUUCAAGCAUCUUGGCUCACUAUGUGAAGCAUAUUUAAAACCUUUCUUAGACUUAAAAAUUCACCCAAAAGAGUUAGAAAACUGUGACAAUUUUGGUUCUCAGUUAUUAAGUGCAUGUGAAGAAAUUUCACAACUAUUGUGUCAUAUAAUUUUAAUGAAUAACAACUGUGAAAAACUAUCAGAUUUCCUUUCUAGUUAUUUUCCAAUGAUAUUUUCAUCAAUGUUGCAACUUUGGUAUAAAUGUUGGCCAAUAGAACUUAAAAAUUCAAAUCUUUUGUUCCCAAUAUCUUUGUAUCAAGAGCUGAUUUUCUCGGAGAAUUACCACCACUAUCGUUAUGGAAUUCAAAUGGCAAUUUUAAAAAUAAUCUGUGCUAUAUCAAGGAAUAACUCUAGUAUUAGUGUACUAUUUUUUCUUCUAUUAGAUACUUCAUCAUUCAAAAAUACAAGAAAUAUACUUGAAAAUAUUAUUUUAGAUCCAAUAAAUGUAACAUUUCCACAAAGUAUGAGAACUUAUUCGAAUAUUCCACAAGAAAUCUUUGCAUAUAGAAGAUUAUUGUUUGAAAUUGAGAAUCCAUUACUUAUUUUUAUUGUGAUAUCGCUAUUACCGACACUUGGAACGCCUGCUCAGUGGGUUAUUCCAAUAUAUACUGAUUCGCAGAGUAAAGAAUACACGCUGACAACUUAUUUUAAUGACUGCCAAAGGACUACUUUUGAAAUAUUGACUCGUAUAUAUACUGUUUUCUUAGAAAAAUAUAAUUCACUAAAUUUGAGGGUAGAAUUAAGAAAUCUUUUAACUAAAAAACUGGAAAUAUUGAUGAUAUUUAUUUGGUUUUCAAUAUUAGAUACUGAUAUAGAUGAUAUAAACAUGCUGGAAUCACAAUUAAAAUUACUAAGUCUUUUAGUAAGAGGCUUAGAUACACAGUGCAUACUAAACAGGGAGUCUAUAAGAAACAAUUUAAACAAUAUUAGAACUGAGAAUACAAAUGAGGUAACAGAAUUUAUUUCUUCUGAGGCUAUCUCUGAAAUAAGAAGAUUGGUUAUUUUAGGUACAAAUAUUGCUCUGUCACCUACUGGCAGAUCGAACUUAAAUGAUUUACCUUCCGAAGUAACCUCAUUCAUAAAGCGAUGUGUGACUAUAUUUCGGGGAUAUCACUAUUAUACAACAGUAAUAUCUUCCCCAAUAUCAGGAUUUAUUAAUGAAGCCUUAUUUUUCUUGAGCAAUGCAACUAAUAAGGAUACGGUUUCUGUUGAAACUUUGAAGUCCUUUGUUGAAAGAUUUCAAUGUUAUGUCAAACAGGUGUUAUCUAUCUAG
Molecule: messenger RNA, 3900 nt
Organism: Cryptosporidium muris RN66
Lineage: Eukaryota; Apicomplexa; Conoidasida; Eucoccidiorida; Cryptosporidiidae
Exons: 1
Coding region: 1-3900 (1299 amino acids)
Biological process (GO): tRNA re-export from nucleus
Cellular component (GO): cytoplasm; nuclear matrix; nuclear pore
Molecular function (GO): tRNA binding; small GTPase binding
Source: RefSeq, a predicted model, not a curated record